AUGGCUACUGCCAAACCCAACCUGAACGGCAAGAAGGUCAACGUGCUGGUGUACUCCGGAAAUGGAACCACCGUCGAAUCCGUGCGCCAGUGCCUAUACAGCCUCCGACGCUUGUUGGCCCCUCACUACGCGGUGAUCCCCGUGACAGCUGACAUGCUCAUAAAAGAGCCCUGGACUCUCACCUGCGCCUUACUCGUGAUCCCCGGCGGCGCAGACCUGGGCUACUGUCGUUCUCUCAACGGCGUUGGCAAUCGCCGAAUCGAACAGUUCGUACGUCGUGGAGGCGCCUAUCUGGGCUUCUGUGCAGGCGCAUACUAUGGCAGCAAACGCUGCGAGUUUGAAGUUGGUGAUAAAACCAUGCAGGUGAUCGGAGACCGCGAGUUGGCCUUCUUUCCAGGAGUCUGUCGCGGCGGUGCAUUCCCGGGGUUUGUCUACCAUAGCGAGAGCGGUGCGCGGGCGCCCGAAUUGAAGGUCUCGAAGGAGGCCUUAACGGCUGGGAUUGUGCCUGCGAAGUUUCGGUCAUACUACAAUGGAGGAGGUGUCUUUGUGGAUGCACUGCUCUAUGCGGAGAAAGGAGUGGAAGUGCUGGCAGAAUAUACGGAGGAAUUGAAUGUCGAUGCUGGGUUAGGUGCGGCGGCUGUGGUCUACUGUAAAGUGGGCGAAGGGGCGGCGAUCCUGACGGGACCACAUCCUGAAUUUGCGGCCGUCAACCUUGACAAGAGUGCCGGGGGACCGGAAUACGCUCGUAUUGUGGACGCAUUGGCGGAAGACGACCGCGCACGCACGGACUUUCUAAAGGCCUGUCUGGGCAAAUUGGGAUUACAGGUCGCGCAGAGUACUACGACUGUGCCGUCUCUGUCUUCGAUGCAUCUCUCCGCGUUGAACCCGGCGGACACGGCUCAGAUCGUUUCGUCUCUGCAGGAAAUUAUUACAACGGAAGGAGAGGAGGAGUAUGUGAAAGAUGAAAACGAUACGUUUCGCAUCGAGAAGCCUGGGACGUGGAGUUUUAAUGCGCUGGGCGAGUCCCUGCCGGAGAGGCCGGAGGGGAUCGUUGACUAUAACGCGAUCACGAAGCGUAUUGUGGUUCAUGACGAAGUCCCGUCAACGAAAACGACUCCAUAUUUCAACCACAACGCCUACUACUCCAACCUCCGUCGAUAUCAGUCCCUGUCGAAGGAGGGAGCAUCGGAGUUCGGGUCGACUCUCAUGUACGGAGAAGUUGUCACCAGCACGAACACGGUCUUGGAAAAGAACCCGAAGCUCCUACGUAAACUCCCCCAGGGGUUUACGUUGAGCGCAACGACGCAGGUGGCGGGUCGAGGGCGUGGCUCCAACAUCUGGGUCUCUCCGGCUGGCGCACUCAUCUUCUCGACGGUGCUCCGACAUCCGAUGGAGAAGAUGCAGUCAGCGCCCGUAGUGUUCAUCCAAUACCUGGCAGCUAUGGCGGUGGUGCAAGGGAUUAAGAGCUACGAUGAAGGGUUUGAUUCGAUUCCGGUCAAGUUGAAAUGGCCCAAUGAUGUUUAUGCGUUGGACCCUCAGCAGCCGGAGAAGCAACAAUACACCAAAAUCUGCGGCAUCUUGGUCAAUUCGCAGUUAUCCUCGAACGAAUAUGUAUCGGUGGUAGGCAUCGGCCUCAAUGCAACCAACGCCUCCCCGACGACGUCAUUGAAUGCUCUGGCUGCGCGCUUCGUGGGGCCCAAGGCGGCGCCCAUCGGUCUGGAGAAACUGCUAGCACGUAUCCUCACGACGCUGGAGGAGCUGUACACCCGGUUCCUGUACACGGGAUUCGACCGGGGAUUCGAAGAGAUGUACUACAACGACUGGCUGCAUAUGCACCAGGUUGUGACGCUGGAGGAAGGCGGCGCACGGGCGCGCAUCAAGGGAAUUACGCGCGACUACGGAUUAUUACUGGCAGAAGAAUUGGGAUGGGACGAUCGGCCGACGGGCCGGAUCUGGCAACUGCAGAGCGACAGCAACAGUUUUGAUUUCUUCCGAGGGUUAGUGAAGCGCAAAGUGUAG
Aspergillus tanneri is the source of this 2019-nucleotide messenger RNA. It is a transcript of the gene BPL1, whose product is annotated as biotin--[acetyl-CoA-carboxylase] ligase BPL1. NCBI's taxonomy places the organism in Eukaryota, Fungi, Ascomycota, Eurotiomycetes, Eurotiales, Aspergillaceae. Gene Ontology annotation, biological process: protein modification process. The record is from RefSeq and is a predicted model, not a curated record. The transcript is spliced from 5 exons. Gene Ontology annotation, molecular function: biotin--[biotin carboxyl-carrier protein] ligase activity. Gene Ontology annotation, cellular component: cytoplasm. Bases 1 to 2019 code for a protein of 672 amino acids.